Argiope bruennichi is the source of this 3575-nucleotide messenger RNA. RefSeq names its product max-like protein X (gene bigmax). Gene Ontology annotation, cellular component: nucleus. Gene Ontology annotation, biological process: regulation of transcription by RNA polymerase II. Gene Ontology annotation, molecular function: protein dimerization activity; RNA polymerase II cis-regulatory region sequence-specific DNA binding; DNA-binding transcription factor activity, RNA polymerase II-specific. The transcript has 10 exons. Bases 251 to 976 code for a protein of 241 amino acids. The record is from RefSeq and is a predicted model, not a curated record. NCBI's taxonomy places the organism in Eukaryota, Metazoa, Arthropoda, Arachnida, Araneae, Araneidae.
CUGGCAUCAAAAUAUUCAACUUCCUCAUCCUUAUCAAAAUUGGCAAUGUUUGCGUUUGCGUUGUGUAUACUAUGAUUGCGCAUGUGGAAUUUUUAUCCAGAUUGUAGCAUAUGUAUAAACUUGCUGGAGCGAGGAAAAAAAAGAACAAUUUAAAGAAAUGCUUGGGAGAAAGCUUCCUGAGUCACUCAGAACUCCUUGCAGUCAGAUGAAAGAAUAGUGAGUUAAACAUAUCUUUGAAUGGAAAUGAAUCAUGGCAGAGCUAAGUUUCACAGAUACUAAAUAUGAUCCUGGAUCAGAAAAUGAUAAACUCAGUUUGCCAAGUCCUCCUGCUCCUAGUUUAAGUUUUUCAUUUUCUAGAACAUCUUCAACUGGAUCCAUUGAUCUUUUAACUUCUUCAUCAGCCCAUAAUACAGAUGAUGAAGACAGUGAUCAAAAAUCAACUCUAAGUUAUAAGGAAAGAAGACGAGAAGCUCAUACUCAAGCAGAGCAGAAAAGACGUGAUGCUAUCAAAAGGGGUUAUGAAGAUUUGCAGUCACUCGUUCCUACUUGUCAACAACAGGAUAGUAUAAGUAGUUAUAAAUUGAGCAAAGCAACUAUUCUUCAAAGAUCAAUUGAUUACAUCCAAUUCCUUAUUCAACAAAAGAAGAAGCAAGAUGAUGAGUUGAAUGCUUUGAGAAAAGAAGUUGUAGCUUUGCAAAUUAUGAAAGCGAAUUAUGAAACCAUUGUUAAAGUUCAUCAGAGUCAACCCAGUCAGAAUUCUAAUAAAGUUAGUGACGACAUGAAAUUCCAAGUAUUUCAAGCAGUAUGUGAUUCCUUGUUCCAAUCUUUCAACUCCUCAAUAUCAGUUGCUAAUUUUGGGGAACUGUCUGCCUGUGUGUUCAGUUGGUUAGAAGAAUAUUGCAAACCCCAGACAUUGCAGGAGAUGAUGCUAUCAUUGCUGUGCCAACUGAACAAUAUCAAAUUACUUGAUAUUUAACCACAAUUAUAUCAACUCAUGUGAUAAGAUUUUGUAGAAAUACUGCAUAUGAAUUAACUUCAUUUUGAUUGAUGAUGGAAAAGUUUAUUCUUUUUUAUCCAGGUUACACUGAUGUUAUGUAAUCUGUUAUUUGUGACAGUUUUAACAUAAUGGUUGAUUGUAAUUGAAAUAGUAUCAUCUACUCUCAAAAUGAAUGUAAUUCGUUGGGUAUGGAGGAAAUGUUAUUCAGAAUUAUGCUGUGAAGAAAGAGUGUAAAUAUUGUUGUUAAAGCUUUUUAAAUCUCUUAACAUUAUUUUAUGUGUUUUUAAAAUAUGCUUGUUAUUUGAAUUGCGUGAUAAGCGUGAUAUUUUGUAAUGGAUUCAGAAAGUAAAUUUACCAAUUUAGUGUGAUGAUACCCAAAUAUUUUUAUUUGUUACUACAUUUAUUUAUAUUUUAUUGAAUUAUAUAUAUAUAUAUAUUAUGCCGAAAUUGUUUUCAUAUUAGAUCAUCAGGGUGUCUGCUAGUCAUACAAAGGUUUGAAAAUUUUUAAUCUGAGGUUUUGGAAAUAUUACAUGGUACUGGAGGUAGCUAGGGUGAAUGUAUUCUAAAAGUAAUUGAAAUCAUUUUCCGAUUUUAAGUCUUUGCGCAAAUGAUUUGUACAUUCAGUAUAAACAUGAAUUGUGCAUCUUUUUUUGAAGUAAAAAAAUUUACUCUUUUUUUUAAAACAUUUUGCUAUUUAUUUUUUUAAAAAUAAGUAGCAUAGUAAACAUUUUAUUGGAACUUUUCUUAAGGUGAAGUAAUUUUUUUUGCAGAUAUUUAGAUUUCUGUUAAUUUAAAAUGUUUUUAUUCUACAUUAUAUAAGAAUUCUUUUGAUGAAAUAUAAUUCUAAUUUCAAAAAAUAUUCCAUCUAUCUUUAUUUUCGGAAAGGAGCGAUAUCGAUUAAUUAUCUUUACCAAAUUUUUUGAAGUAGAGAAGGAGUGCUAUUUUAUCAGAAUUAUCUAAUGGAGAGUAUUGUGUGAUUUUUUUUUUUACCUCAUAACUGUUUGUUUUGGAAAAGUAAAGUAUGAUUUUUUUUUUUAUUGUAAAAGCUUAUUUUUUCAGUGGUACAUUUAAGAUUAAAUGUCAAUUCGUAAUGUAAUAAAUAUUUUGAACUGCUUUAGUGUAGACACCCUGAUCAUAUUUAAGGAUUAUUUGAAAUGUUCUAUUGUGUCAGCAUUUGGAAAAUUUUACUGUGCAAUAUAAUUUUAAAGUUAGAUCUGUUCAUAGUAAAAUGAGAUGAUUGCAUCAUGAGUGCACCAUCUAUCACAUAAGGAAAUAUUUAUGUGGCUUUAUCUAUGCAAUUUCAUGCUCAUAGAUGAUUGCAAAUCUGUAUUUCAUCCAUCACAUAAGACAAUAUUAAUGUGGCUUAGUCUAUCUAUGCAUUUUCAUGCUCAUUGUUUAUUCAUUAUUCAUUCUCAUCAUAAUAAACAGAAGUCAUAAUUUUUGUAAUGAAAAUUCGUCCAUUCUUUCUACAUUAUAUUUUUGUAAUAAAACAUUGAAUAAUAGGUUGUGCUGAUUAUUCUGUUAUGCAGAAAUAAUUGCAUGAUUUUAUGUAAUAUUAAAUAUUGCUCAAAUAAAUAGUAAAAUGUAAAACGAAUUCAAUGGCAAUAACUAUAUCCGAGUAAUUAUUUUAAUUGGUCAUUUCAGUUAUUACUGAAGUAAUCAUUUCUAUUUGUUCUGCUGAUUCUUGCUAGCAGUUUUAUUCCAUUCAUGUUUAAAGGAAUCUGGAAAAUUUGUAGAGCUAAAGAUAUUUGUACUUUAAUGUGAAUUGACCUUAUCGGUGGCUGAGUCUUGACCCCAGUUUCAGAAGAUUGCAGUUCCCAGACUCGCUACCGCUGUGUUUUCUGUAUUGUGGGUUUCAUUCAUGGAAGUUUAGAUUGAGAGCUUAUCUCAGGUUUUGGUCUCAUCUCUUAACCAUGGCACAAAAUUACAAGGUUCAUUUUCAAUAACCUUUGUGCUAUUCCUAUAUGGGAUGAUAAGGCAACAAAGCUAUUUAGUUGAGUGCAAAUGGAACAUUUUUUCUCUUUACUUUUUAUUAUUUUAUAUGUUUCUUCAUGUUAACAUUUAUUAUAAAGUUAGCCUGAUUUUUUGUAGCAGAAUGUUUAACCACACUCUGUGAAUUCAGUCAAAAACUAUAAUGCUAUGUAUAUUUUCUAGUUAAAUAGUAUGAAUCCUUAUAUGUUAAUUAUCAUCUCAUUUUUUCUCAUGUUCUUUCACUUGUAUAUUUGUUUUUACUGUCAUUUGAUAUCAUAAUUUCAAUAUUCUUUUUUUUUCAUAAAAUUUGAUUAGAAAGUAUUUAUUGUUAUUGUUAUAUGUUGUUUACUCUAACUGACUUUUACGAUAUUGCAUUGUUACAGCAGUUUAAUAUAUUAGUGUGCAAACUACUCUGUUAUAUUUUUAAAAUUUUAUUGCAUUCUGUCGUGGAAAUGAAUUUUCAAGGUACACAGUGCAUCAACAAAUAUGCCUUAGAAUUUAAAAUACAUAUGUGGAACGAAUUUAAUUUUUUCAUAAAUUUAUUUAAUAUAUGUAAAAAUUUGUAUAAUUUUAAUUGUAUAUUGUACAAUAAAACUUACUCUUUGUU